AUGGCUACACAAAGUAAUGUCAAUACAUCCAUUUCAAGGGUAUAUGCUGAUGUUUUAUCAACGAAACCUCAAGCAUUCUGGAAUUAUGAUGAUUUAAAUAUCAAAUGGAAUUCUCAAGAUAAUUACGAAAUAGUAAAGAAAUUGGGAAGAGGUAAAUAUUCUGAAGUCUUCUUAGGUAUUGAUUUAACGAAAGGAGAUAAAGUUGUCAUAAAGGUAUUAAAACCAGUAAAGAGAAAGAAGAUCAAGAGAGAAAUAUCGAUCUUAAAGAACUUAGUUGAAGGUCCAAAUAUUGUUUCUUUACUUGAUGUGGUUCGAGAACCUCAACUGAAAACCCCAGGUUUAAUAUUUGAACAUGUUAAUAAUGUUGAUUUCAGAACAUUAUAUCCUACAUUCAAUGAUUAUGAUAUAAGGUUCUAUAUGUAUGAGUUGUUAAAAGCUUUAGAUUAUUCACAUUCCAUGGGAAUUAUGCAUAGAGAUGUGAAACCACAUAAUGUUAUGAUAGAUCACGAAAAGAAAACCUUAAGAUUAAUCGAUUGGGGGUUAGCUGAAUAUUAUCAUCCUGGAACCGAAUACAAUGUAAGAGUAGCUUCACGUUAUUUCAAAGGUCCUGAGUUAUUAGUUGAUUUCAGAUUAUAUGAUUAUUCAUUAGAUUUAUGGUCUUAUGGUUGUAUGUUAGCAUCAAUGGUGUUCAUGAAAGAACCAUUCUUUCAUGGAAAGUCCAAUACUGAUCAAUUAGUACAGAUUGUAAGAGUGUUGGGAUCAAAUAGUUUAAACAAAUAUCUUGAGAAAUAUGGCUUAACCCUUAGUGAUGAAUAUGAAGAUAUAGGUUAUUACAAUAGAAAACCAUGGGAAAGAUUUGUAAAUGAUAAUAAUCAACACUUGGUUUCAACUGAGUUCAUUGAUUUCAUCGACAAAUUAUUAAGAUAUGAUCAUCAAGAAAGAUUAACUGCCAAAGAAGCUAUGGAUCAUCCAUAUUUCGAUCCAAUUAGGGAAGAAGCAAAUAAAUAA
Scheffersomyces coipomensis is the source of this 1008-nucleotide messenger RNA. It is a transcript of the gene CKA1, whose product is annotated as casein kinase 2 catalytic subunit. The transcript has a single exon. Gene Ontology annotation, cellular component: protein kinase CK2 complex; nucleus; cytosol. The record is from RefSeq and is a predicted model, not a curated record. Gene Ontology annotation, biological process: peptidyl-threonine phosphorylation; regulation of cell cycle; peptidyl-serine phosphorylation. The coding region runs from base 1 to 1008 and encodes 335 amino acids. Lineage: Eukaryota; Fungi; Ascomycota; Pichiomycetes; Serinales; Debaryomycetaceae. Gene Ontology annotation, molecular function: ATP binding; protein serine/threonine kinase activity.